AUGGGCAUGCCUGCAGAACAAGUAUUGCAUUCUUUUUGCUUCCGCCUUUUUAGUCACAAAAGACUGGAAUAUAUCCCCACCUCCUUUCUACAAAUGGAAUGAACUUUCUUUCAUUAUCUCGCUACAUCUCACAUGGGUUCUACUCUCUUUGUUUGGCUCCUCCUCAUCUUCUCUGUCUUAUGUUCUCCCGUUGCAGCAGCACAUUCAGUCACAUGGACCUAUGGAGUAAAUUAUGGCAGAAUCGCAAACAAUUUACCGGCACCCGAGAGUGUGGUGACCCUUCUAAAGGCAGCGAAGAUAAAUCACAUCCGAAUCUAUGAUGCUGAUCAUGGAGUUCUGCAGGCCUUUAAAGGGUCUGGUAUAGAAAUUAUAGUUGGACUUCCCAAUGAGUAUUUGAAAGAAAUAAGUAUGGGGGAGGAUCGAGCCAUGAAUUGGGUAAAAGAAAAUGUACAGGCAUUCCUUCCUGGAACUCGUAUUCGAGGAAUAGCUGUGGGAAAUGAGAUAUUAGGUAGUGGUCCUAUAGAACUUUGGGAGGUUUUAUUGUCUGCAGCAAAGAAUGUUUACAGUGCUCUUUACAGGUUGGGUUUACAGUCUACUGUUCAGGUUUCAAGUCCACAUUCAGAGGCUGUAUUUGCCAAUUCCUACCCACCAUCUGCCUGCAUCUUCAGACCUGAUGUUCUUCCAUUCAUGAGGCCACUUCUGCAGUUCUUCUCUCAGAUUGGUUCUCCAUUUUAUAUAAACGCAUAUCCAUUUCUAGCCUAUAAGAAUGAUCCUGAGCAUAUUGACAUUAACUAUGCCCUAUUCAAAGAUAAUGCCGGCAUUUAUGACGCAAAGACCAAGCUACACUAUGAUAACAUGUUUGAAGCUCAGGUCGAUGCAGCUUAUGCUGCACUGGAAAAAGCUGGAUUUCCAAAGAUGGAGGUCAUUGUUUCUGAAACUGGUUGGGCUUCUCGUGGGGAUCCAGAUGAAGCAGGUGCCACACUUAAGAAUGCAAGGACUUACAAUAAGAAUUUGCGUAAACGGCUAGCCAAAAAGAAGGGUACCCCCUUUAGGCCAAAGAUGGCUGUGAGGGCUUAUGUUUUUGCCCUGUUCAAUGAAAACUCCAAGCCUGGACCAACCUCUGAGAGAAACUUUGGAUUGUUUAAACCUGAUGGAAGCAUAGCCUAUGAUAUUGGAUUCACUGGACUUGUACCUUCUGCAGCAGCCUCCUCAUUUCUCGCUUUUAAGGAUCUUGCAGUUCAAGGUUCGUUUUUCAUGGCUUGGGCUGUGGUUCUACUGCCGAGUUUAGGCUUUUGCAAGAGAUCAAUGGCAAGGUUCAUGUGCAUGGCUCUUGUCAGCAUCGUGGCCGCGGUGUCUCUAAUGCAAUGCGCGGCGGCGCAAACGGUGCAUGUGGUGGGGGCCGACAUGGGAUGGACCGUUCCCCAGAAUGGUGCGGCCGCAUACAGCACUUGGGCGGCUGGUAAGAGGUUCAUGGUUGGUGAUAUUUUGGAGUUCAAUUUCGCAACAACUGCGCACGACGUGCUGCAAGUCCCCAAGGCAUCGUUCGAUGCAUGCAGCAGCGACAACCCUAUUGGAAACACGAUCACCGUCGGUCCGGCCAACGUGACCCUCACCUCUGCCGGUGAAAACUACUUCAUUUGCACAUUUGGCCAGCACUGCCAAUUCGGCCAAAAGUUAGCCAUUACUGUUUUAGGCUCUUCCGACUCUCCUUUGCCAGCACCUUCACCCACCAGAACUCCAACCACCCCUAUCACCCCUUGUCCGACAUCUGGUCCCACUGGCUCGAUGCCUCCGGGAUCAGUACCGGACCCCAAUGGGAGUACUAAUGCUUCAUCUUCGGCUGUUUUAGCCACUUUGUUGCUGUCCAUGUUGGCCAUUGUUAUGGGUUUAAUUGUCUAAGAUAGUGGGAAAGGAUGUCAUUGUCCUCUUUACUUCAUAUGGUUUCUUUUUGCUUAGUGAGCAAUUGGGGGUAUAUCAUUGAAUAAAGUUGUGAUUCAUUUCAUUUGAAAAUUUUGUACUAGUAUAUUUAUUGCUUUGUUAUAAGCAUACGAUGAUCAAUAAAAGUUUUUUUUUUAAUUUUUAUAA
Molecule: messenger RNA, 2085 nt
Organism: Theobroma umbraticum
Lineage: Eukaryota; Viridiplantae; Streptophyta; Magnoliopsida; Malvales; Malvaceae
Product: Glycosyl hydrolase superfamily protein
Biological process (GO): carbohydrate metabolic process
Molecular function (GO): hydrolase activity, hydrolyzing O-glycosyl compounds
Source: RefSeq, a predicted model, not a curated record